GACAACGGCCGUUUCACCUACUAUCUACUUUGAUCUUAAAUUCCAUUAUUUAUUAUUUUUAAUUUUACGUUCUUGCAUUUUUCAUUUAUUGUCCAAAAAUAAAUCCAUUUCGACCGACUGUUAUAAAUAUCGGACAAUACUAUAAUUUGUCAUAAGCAUAACAGACUAUGGUCAAUAUUCUUCGGUCAAACGGCUGAAAAACCCAUUUUUAUUAUAUUAUUUUGUUUUCCUUAAUUUACACAUCAUUUGUGAUUGACCUCUAAAGAAUAAUCUUUUUUUUUUGUAUUUGAAUCCUUUAAUUGUUAUGUAUAAUAUUUUGUUAUCAAAGUGAAUAAAAUAACAUUAUACUUAUAUCCAGCUUCUAUAGCUAUCCACAGCAAAAGGUUUCAUUUUACCAUUUACAUAUAUUAAUAUACCUAUCUAUUGCUACAUUCCACUUAGAAUGUCUCAAUUCACUUUUGUCAAUGAUCUUAAAAGUGCCGUGAGAAUGGAUGAACCAAUCACCAGUGGUCCAGCUCCACGUUGGAUGAAGAAAAGCUUAGAAACUUCAAGUUCUGCAAAUACAUCAAGAAAAACUAAUGAUUUCAUGCCUGUCAAGAAGACCCCAUCAAAAACGCCCAAUAAAUCGAAAUCACCAGCUUCAAGAUCAGCAUCAAAUACACCAGCUAAACCUAAAACACCGGGUGGUGACAGGUUCAUUCCUUCCAGAAUGUCUACAAAUUUUGACAUAAGUCAUUUUAAAAUGAACCAAGAAAAUGAAAACCUUGACUUAAGUCCAACUCAAUCAGACUAUAGAAAAGCUAUGUCUGAGAAUCUCCAUGGUUGUGAUAUUAAUAAUGUUCGUGUUCUAUCCUAUCAGAACAAAGCACCGGCGCCUCCAGAUGGUUAUCAAAAUGCUUUAAAAGUAGUUUAUAGCCAAUCCAAGACUCCCAUGAAUAUACGUGGAGCUACUCGUUAUAUACCACAUGCACCAGACCGUAUUUUGGAUGCUCCUGAAAUCGUUGAUGACUAUUAUCUAAAUUUAAUUGACUGGAGCUUUUCCAACAUAUUGGCUGUUGCUUUAGGUACUAGUGUAUAUCUUUGGAAUGCUGACACUGGUGACAUUGACCAAUUGUUAGAUUUAGAAGGUGCAGAUUACGUCACUUCUUUGAGCUGGGUACCUAAUGGAAACCUAUUAGGUGUUGGAACUGCUUUAGGACCUGUACAAUUAUGGGAUGCAUCACAGACAAAACGGCUGCGUAUAAUGAACAGUCACAGUUCAAGAGUAGGUGCUAUGUCAUGGAACAGUCAUAUACUAACUACAGGUUGUAGAAAUGGACAACUUGUUCACAACGAUGUUAGACUGAGAGAACACAUUGCUGGUACAAUUCAAUCUCACACUCAAGAAGUUUGUGGUCUUAAAUGGUCAACUGACGGUCGUUAUCUAGCCAGUGGAGGUAAUGAUAACUUGUUGAAUGUGUACAGUGGCUUACCUGGCCAAGCAACUUACCAAUCUGAACCAAUAUAUAGUUUUAGCCAACAUCAAGCUGCCGUUAAAGCAUUGGACUGGUGUCCAUGGCAAACCAAUGUACUAGCUAGUGGCGGAGGUACAGCCGACCGAACUAUUAGGUUUUGGAAUUGCAACAACGGUCAGUGUAUUAAUUCGGUCAAUGCCAACUCUCAGGUUUGCGCUAUUUUGUGGUCAAAAACGUACAGAGAAUUGGUAUCGGCACAUGGUUUUGCAAACAAUCAACUCACAAUUUGGAAAUACCCUUCGCUGACAAAGGUUGCUGAGCUUACUGGACACACAAAUCGUAUUCUGAAUCUGGCCAUGUCACCAGAUGGUUCAACAGUACUUUCAGCUGGUGCAGAUGAGACCCUGCGAAUGUGGAAGUGUUUUUUACCAGAUCCAAACAAGAAGAAAGAACAUGAGAAACGUUCUUCUAGGCCCACUAUACUAGGUCCAGGUCUAAGAUAAAUAUUUUGUUUCACUUUUUAUCAAUUAAACUUAUGUAUAAUAUUUGUGUCAACUUUUUACUUACACAAUUUAAUCUUUUAAUUUUAUUUAUAAAAGGCUUAGUCAUACUUUUACUUGCAUAAUGUACAUAUUUUAACAGAUUUUGUGUAAUUAUUUUCUCCAUUUUAUUUUAUAUUUUUAUAUUAUUUUCCAUCUAUGUAUUUUCUUGAACAAGUAAUUUUAUGUUAUUUUUAGACCAAAUGUUUUUAGAAUUAGUGC
This is a messenger RNA of Melanaphis sacchari, 2215 nucleotides long. Its product is annotated as cell division cycle protein 20 homolog. The transcript is spliced from 11 exons. Gene Ontology annotation, biological process: positive regulation of ubiquitin protein ligase activity; anaphase-promoting complex-dependent catabolic process; positive regulation of anaphase-promoting complex-dependent catabolic process. Gene Ontology annotation, cellular component: anaphase-promoting complex. NCBI's taxonomy places the organism in Eukaryota, Metazoa, Arthropoda, Insecta, Hemiptera, Aphididae. The record is from RefSeq and is a predicted model, not a curated record. Bases 443 to 1957 code for a protein of 504 amino acids. Gene Ontology annotation, molecular function: anaphase-promoting complex binding; ubiquitin ligase activator activity; protein binding.